GAGAGAGUGAGGGAGAGAGAGAGAGAGCGCGCGCAGAACGAGCGACAUAUAGAGAGGAGAGAGAGAGAGAGAGUAAGAAAGGUCCAUGCAGAGGCUCCUCUCCGCCAGUCCUCAACUAAAGAGCGGCGCUGCUAAGCUGUGUCUGACGGACAGCGCUACAGCCCCGUCCCCGCAGUUUCAUUUCCCCUCAGGCUGGCUCCGGGUCCUACCGCGCACGCAUCGGACGAUGAAGACGCACGGGGGGCAGAGACGUCCUGCAGUGGGAUUCACCUUAUUAUCCGCCGUCUUAUGGAUUGUCUGCCAUGUAAACAGCAUUCACGGAGCUUUGCCAACAACCCAGAAGUGUGAUGAGGCUCUUGCGUCCCCACUCCCCCACACUGCCUUCACCAGCUCGUCCGUCUUCACCAACGGAUACGCGCCUGGCUACGCUAAGCUCAACAGGAGAGGAGGGGCCGGCGGGUGGUCUCCCCUUGACAGCGACCACUACCAGUGGCUGCAGGUGGACCUGGGCUCCAGGAAGCAGGUGAGCGCCAUCGCCACGCAGGGCCGCUACAGCAGCUCUGAUUGGACGACACGCUACCGGCUCCUCUACAGCGACACAGGGAGGAACUGGAAACCCUACCACCAGGAUGGCAACAUCUGGGCCUUCUCGGGGAACUCCAACUCGGAGAGCUCGGUACGCCACGAGCUGCAGCAGGGCAUCGUGGCGCGCUUCCUGCGUCUGGUACCCCUGGACUGGAGCGAGGAGGGCCGCAUCGGCCUGCGCAUGGAGCUCUAUGGCUGCUCCUACUGGGCUGACGUGAUCAACUUUGACGGACAGGGAGUCAUCGCAUACCGCUUUAAGGUGAAGAAGGUGAAGAUCAUCAAGGACGUGAUCACGCUGAAGUUCAAGACGUCGGAGAGCGAGGGGGUGAUCCUGCACGGCGAGGGCCAGCAGGGCGAUUACAUCACCCUGGAGCUGCACAGGGCCAAGCUGCUGCUGCAGAUCAACCUGGGCAGUAACCAGUACGGCUCCAUCCUGGGCCACACCUCGGUGUCCAGCGGCAGCCUGCUGGACGACCACCACUGGCACGCCGUGGUGAUCGAGCGCUUCCGCCGCAACGUCAACUUCACCCUGGACACGCACACCCAGCACUUCCGCACCAACGGGGAGUUCGACCACCUGGACCUCGACUACGAGCUGAGUUUCGGGGGAAUGCCGUACAGUGGGAAACCGUCAGGAGGAGGGAGGAAGAACUUCAAAGGCUGCAUGGAGAGCAUCAACUACAAUGGAGACAACAUCACCGACCUGGCCCGCCGCAAGAAGAUCGACACCUCCAGCUUUCGGAACCUGACCUUCUCCUGCAUGGAGGCGCACUCCUUCCCCGUCUUCUUCAACGCCACCAGCUUCCUGCAGCUGCCCGGGCGGGCCAAUCACAACGCGGCGUCGGUGGGCUUCCAGUUCCGCACCUGGAACCCCGACGGGCUGCUGCUGUUCAGUAACCUGGGCGACGGGACGCUGGAGGUGUCCCUGGAAGGCGGCCAGCUGGCGGUGCACAUCAACGCCUCGCGGUCGGGGGGGCGGAGCCACUACGCCGACAUGUCCUCAGGCUCCGACCUCAGUGACGGCCAGUGGCACGCCGUACGCCUGGUGGCCAAGGAGAACUUUGCCAUGCUGACCAUCGAUGGCGACGAGGCCUCUGCCGUCCGGACCAGCUCGCCUCUCUCCAUCACCACGGGAGGCACCUAUCACCUGGGAGGCUACUUCCAACAGACCCCCUUCCCUCCCUUGCAGCGGUCCUUCCAGGGCUGCAUGCAAGCCAUCCUAUUGGACGAUCAGCCCGCCGACCUCCACGCGGUGGAGAAGGGCGUGGCCGGGGCCUUCGAGAACGUGAGCCUGGACAUGUGCGCCAUCAUAGACAGAUGUAUGCCCAACCACUGUGAACACGGUGGGCGUUGUAAACAGACCUGGGACGGCUUCAGUUGUACCUGCGACGGGACAGGAUACACGGGUGCCACCUGUCACACAUCUAUCUAUGAGCCUUCGUGUGAGGCCUACAAGCACCUUGGCAGAUCCUCUGACACCUACUGGGUGGACCCCGAUGGGAGCGGGCCCCUCGGCCCCUUUAAGGUCAACUGCAACAUGACAGAGGACAAAGUUUGGACCACGGUGAUGAACAACCUGCCAGCCCAGACCACUGUGAUGGGCUCCAGCAGAGACAGACGGACAGUCCUUCAGGUUAACUACAGCGCUUCUAUGGACCAGGUGACGGCUAUAACCACGAGCGCAGAGCAUUGCGAGCAACACAUAUCCUACAGCUGUCGUACUUCCAGACUCCUCAACACCCCAGAGGGGACCCCGUACACCUGGUGGGUCGGCCGAGGGAGCGAGAAGCACUUCUACUGGGGCGGCUCGGGGCCUGGAGUCCAGAAGUGUGCGUGCGGGAUCGACCGGAACUGCACCGACCCCAAAUACGACUGCAACUGUGACGCCGACCAAAAGCAGUGGAGAGAGGACUCGGGGCUCCUGGUCUACAAGGACCACCUGCCCGUCAGCCAGGUUGCCGUGGGCGACACCAACCGACCGGGCUCCGAAGCCAAGCUGACGGUGGGGCCGCUUCGUUGCCAGGGAGACGGAAACUACUGGAACGCGGCCUCGUUCACCACGCCCUCGUCCUACCUCCACUUCUCCACCUUCCAGGGAGAGACCAGCGCUGACAUCUCCUUCUACUUCAAGACCAGCGCUCCCUAUGGGGUGUUCCUGGAGAACCUGGGGAACACAGACUUCAUACGCUUGGAGCUCAAAUCCCCCACAGUCGUCUCCUUCUCCUUCGACGUCGGCAACGGACCCGUGGAGCUGCAGGUGCAUUCGGCCACGCCCCUGAACGACGACCAAUGGCAUCGCGUGAUGGCCGAGAGGAACGUGAAGGAGGCGGUCCUCCAGCUGGACCUGACCUAUCGGGCGUCCCGGCCCGCUCCCCCCCAGGGCCACACCCGGCUGGAGCUGUUCAGUCAGCUCUACGUUGGUGCGGCCGGGGGACAGCGCGGCUUCCUGGGCUGCAUCCGCGCGCUGCGGAUGAACGGCGUGACCCUUGACCUGGAGGAGAGGGCCAAGGUCACCCCGGGGGUGAAGUCGGGCUGCCAGGGCCACUGCACCAGCUACGGCGUCUACUGCCGCAACGGGGGCCAGUGUGUGGAGCGCUACAACGGCUACGCCUGCGACUGCACCGCCACUGCCUACGACGGACCCUUCUGCACCAGAGAGGUCGGAGGAUUCUUUGAGGCGGGAACACUGGUCAGGUACAACUUCCUGUCCGAAGCAGCGGCUGCAGCCAAUAGGGACGCCUGGAGCAUGGCACAUCCUCUGUCGUCGCAGGAAGUCACUCUGGAACAGGAGGAAGUGGCUUUCAGUUUCAGCACAUCCAACGCACCGGCCAUCCUGAUGUAUGUCAGCUCCAAGACCCAGGACUACCUGGCUGUAUUGUUACGGCAGAACGGCUCGCUGCAGGUGCGCUACCACCUGGGUGGUCUGAGGGAGCCCUUCUCUAUAGACGUGGACCAGCGGAACCUGGCCAACGGACAGCCGCACACCUUCAACAUGUCCCGCAUCGACCGGAGUGUCACCAUACAGCUUGACCACUAUCCCCCAGUGACUUACACCCUGCCGGAUGCCUCAGACACACAGUUGAAUCAGGUCAAGACGCUAUUCCUGGGGAAAGUCUAUGAGACCGGCCACGUGGACCCUGAGCUCAUCGACCGCUACAACAGCCCGGGAUUCGUCGGGUGCCUGUCCAGGGUGCAGUUCAACGGCGUCGCGCCACUCAAGUACGCCCUCAGAACACCCGCCUCUUCGUUGGCCCCGCCCCCGGGAGCAGCAGCAUCAGCCGUCGGCCAAUCAGAGGGACGCACGUUCUCACGGCAGCCAGCGUCCUACCAGGGCAAGCUAGUGGAGUCCAACUGCGGCGCUUCGCCUCUCUCCAUCCCACCCAUGUCGGCCGCAACGGACCCCUGGCAUCUGGACAACACAGAUGCAGAGUUUCCCUUCAACGAAGAGAGAGUUGUCCCUGAUGGCGUCAACAGAAACUCAGCCAUCAUCGGAGGCAUCAUCGCCGUGGUGAUCUUCACCAUCCUGUGCACCCUGGUGUUCCUGAUCCGCUACAUGUUCCGCCACAAGGGCACCUACCACACCCACGAGGCCAAGGGUGCGGGCGCCGCGGGGGCAGAGGCCGGGGUUGGGGGGGAGUCGGCGGACACGGCCAUCAUCGGCACCGACAACCCGGAGACCAUCGACGAGUCCAAGAAGGAGUGGUUCAUCUAGACCCUGUGUGCAAACACCACCGGGGCGAGAGACAUAGGGAUGUAGUAGUGAGAGAGAGAGAGAGAGAGAGAGAGAGAGUGUGUGAGAGAGAGAGAGAAUGGUAGACAAUGGGAGAGAGAGAGGAAGUCAGAGAUCCGUCCAACCACCAUAAGACGGGGGUGGGAGGGGGGGGGGGGGAGACAAGAGGUUAAAGGUUAACAUUCGAUGACAGAAGGUCAUCCACCGGGACAAUGGCCUCCCGAAUGAGGGGUAGGGAUGCAAUAUCUUUUUUUUUUGUUUUUUGGUUGAUUGAUUUGUUUGUUUUGUAAACCCCAGGACUUUAAGAAGGAGAAUCCCGAUGCGAGUUAUUCAGAACGGAGCGAGGAGUGAGAGACUACACGCGUGUACAUACUAACCGGCUCAUCCUUCUUUGUAUUGUGCUUGGGAGUUUUCAGGAGUCCUUUGAAUACUGUAUAUGAACAAUAAUUAUAACUAUUGGGUGGCGUACUAGCACCAAUUUAUUGCCGGUCUUGAUUUGUUUUCUUUUUGGUUUUGUCCUUUUCCUUUUUUACAAGAAAAUCUAUAAAAUUGAUCAAAAACCAUGCCAAACCCCCCCUUUUUUAACGAGGCUGUGGUAAACACAGUCUUCAGACCCUGCAUCGCCCAUAUCCAUGGAGGGCUACCCUAGUCCGCAGCCACCGGGACGGGGGAUAUGGAGUUGAAACACGGAUGCCAAAUGUCACUCUGUAAAUACGUCAUGAAAUGUUGUUUUCUUUUUCUUUUCUAAAAGUUAUAUGGAGAGAUCUAGGCAUAAUACGUUUACGCAAUUUAGGUAAUGUCCAUACCUAUAGAUAUAUAUAUACAUAGGCCUACAUAUAAAUGACUUGACAUUAUAUUUGAUUCAUCGCAUUGUAUUCCUGAAAGCGAAGAGAAGAGUUUAACGAGAGCUCGGAAUGGUUGUGGUUCGAUGGUGGACGUAGUGUUGUAGGGGGGGAUUGGGGGAGGUGGGUGGAGAAGGAAGGCAUCAAGAUGUCAUUCAGUAUUUUCCAAUCAUUGUGAGUUUCUGUUGAGCAGGGGGCAGCUUUCUUUCUUGGACCAUGUGAAGGUAUAUUUUCUAAUCAAACCUCGGCCAAAGACGCGAGUCUUCAUUCACAAACCCUCCUGGCUUCGAAUUGAGGUUGGCAACUGUCGGGAGGCCUGUGUGGUGACAGGCCGCCACCAGGGGGAGUAGUGGUGCCAUGAGCAUAAUAAAUUGUUACAUUUUGGGUUAGGUGCGAUGCCAGAGUCUCUCCCAGCUGGUUUACAACACUUGUCGCGCGGUAUCACCCCUCUUACAAAGCCUUUCUCCAGACCCCGUAAACGUCGCCUGGCGUUUUUCUUGAACCCAGUCCAACAUGAGUUACAGCUCCAACUAUGACACUCAAGUCUGAUGUUAAAUGGCUGAGUAAUCCAUUGUGCCUUCGAGGUGUUUAGCCAUUCAGCCUUCCCCCGUGAAGUCUGCACAUACACGCCAACUGUAGGCUAAACGCUGUGGCCACGUGAGAAGAAUUAAAUCUUAAUUUAUUGUGUUUUUUGCUGUGGCAUGAUUUGAAGGCCUUGGGCGACAUUGUCAACUGAAUAUUUGCAUUGAUAAACGACUGACCCUCCGCAGCCCGUGUCAGACACAUAUCAUACGAGGGUCAAUGGCUCUUGGUUGCAUGUAAACUUCGACGCUCCCUGCAGAAAAACAGAACCGCUGUUGUCCAACAGACUCCCACUUAAAAGACAUCAUUCUUCUUCUCAUUUUUUUUUUCUAAUUAUACUUUAUUGUGGUUGUUUUAGGCCUAUGCUAUUGUUGUUCCCAGCUUUUACGAUGUAACAGGCCAAACGGUACAACUGCCAUUGUUUUUGUGUCCUGUACAUUUGAGUUGUGAUAUCUCUCAAUACAUGAAUGGUUUCUUAUGUCAGUGUUCCUUGUCCUUUCGAGUGCUAAUCACAUAUAGCUUGAACCCGAGUUAGCGGUGUUAGCAGUCCCGCCAUCCGUAGACGGCAAAAUUUCGUCAGGGCCUCGAAGAAGGUGCUAGUUCAGUCUAAAACAAAACUUCAAUCAAUUCCAGGACUAUACUCUACACAAAGAGUGUUACACAAGCGACUUUGAUUCUGGAGCUGUUUAACUCGCCCGACUCAUCGCAGGAAUCAUUACACCGUCCAUCCCUCCCCCGAUCUCCCACACACGUACACAAACAAGCAUACAGAUGAUAUGCAUUGGGUCAGAAUGAUGAUCAGAACAGAAUCAUAUCUAUGAGUUAUAUUAAGUUCAAUAAACGUCUUUUGAUCCUA
Gadus morhua (Atlantic cod) is the source of this 6595-nucleotide messenger RNA. It is a transcript of the gene cntnap2a, whose product is annotated as contactin associated protein 2a. Lineage: Eukaryota; Metazoa; Chordata; Actinopteri; Gadiformes; Gadidae. The record is from RefSeq and is a predicted model, not a curated record. The transcript is spliced from 26 exons. Bases 86 to 4297 code for a protein of 1403 amino acids.